Branchiostoma floridae (Florida lancelet) is the source of this 384-nucleotide messenger RNA. Its product is annotated as ladderlectin-like. Bases 1 to 384 code for a protein of 127 amino acids. The transcript has 2 exons. The record is from RefSeq and is a predicted model, not a curated record. Gene Ontology annotation, molecular function: signaling receptor activity. Lineage: Eukaryota; Metazoa; Chordata; Leptocardii; Amphioxiformes; Branchiostomatidae.
AUGAGGUCUUUUAUAUUCACUGUAUCAUCGCCUCUUUUAGAGUUAGCCCAACAAUGUCAGACUGGAUGGAACGAGUACAACAACCACUGCUACAAGCUGAUGGCGGAAAGUGUCAGCGGGGAUUCAGCGAACCAAAAGUGCCGGGGAAUGGGUGCAAAUCUUGCUUCUGUCAGGGACAGCCAGGAGAACACAUUCAUCGCAAAUACCAUAAAAGGUGCAGAAGGCGACAUGGUCUGGAUUGGACUGAAACGCAAAAAGAAAGGAUUCGAGUGGACGGAUGGAUCACAAUUUUCUUACACUAACUGGGCAGAGGGUCAGCCGGAUAACGGCAACGGCGGCUGGAAUCGCAGGGAAGGAUGCGUCAUCAUGUACAAUAAGGUGUGA